CAUCUUCACCCUCUUCCACCAGAAACCAACAAAUCUUCGCAACUAUGGCGCUCAAAGCUAAGCUUCCUUUACCUCUCCUACUUUUCUCUCUCCUUUUUGUAACUGCUGCUUUAGCUCUUCCCAAGGAGGACCCGGAGCUCAAAAAAUGCAAGCACAAGUGCAGGGACGAAAGGCAGUUCGAUGAGCAACAGAGGAGAGAUUGCAAGCAGAUUUGUGAGGAAAAAGCGCGGGAAAGGCAACAAGAGGAGGGCAAUAGUAGCGAGGAAAGUUAUGGGGAGGAGCAGGAGGAAAAUCCUUAUGUUUUUCAAGAUGAGCAUUUUGAAUCCAGAGUUAAAACAGAGGAAGGCAGAGUGCAGGUGCUUGAGAAUUUCACAAAGAGGUCGAGAUUGCUGAGUGGGAUUGAGAAUUUUCGGUUGGCGAUUCUGGAAGCAAAUCCUCACACGUUCAUUUCUCCAGCCCAUUUCGAUGCUGAACUUGUUCUCUUUGUUGCCAAGGGGCGAGCAACGAUUACAAUGGUGAGGGAGGAGAAAAGAGAGAGCUUUAACGUGGAACAUGGAGACAUCAUAAGGAUUCCAGCAGGGACACCUGUUUAUAUGAUCAACAGGGAUGAGAAUGAGAAGCUCUUUAUUGUCAAAAUCCUGCAACCCGUCUCUGCUCCUGGCCAUUUUGAGGCAUUCUAUGGGGCUGGUGGGGAAGACCCAGAAUCGUUUUACAGGGCGUUCAGCUGGGAGGUUCUUGAGGCGGCUUUGAAGGUGCGAAGGGAGCAGCUGGAGAAGGUGUUUGGGGAACAGAGUAAAGGAAGCAUUGUGAAGGCAUCAAGAGAGCAAAUCAGGGCCUUGAGCCAACACGAGGAAGGCCCCCCUCGCAUUUGGCCUUUUGGAGGCGAAUCAAGCGGUCCGAUCAAUCUUCUCCACAAACACCCUUCUCAAUCGAACCAAUUUGGUCGUCUCUACGAAGCUCAUCCUGACGAUCACAAGCAGCUACAAGACCUUGACCUCAUGGUCUCCUUCGCUAACAUAACCAAAGGAUCUAUGGCUGGUCCCUACUACAACUCGAGGGCAACAAAGAUCUCUGUUGUAGUUGAAGGUGAAGGGUUCUUUGAAAUGGCUUGUCCCCAUCUUUCUUCUUCCUCUGGAAGCUACCAGAAGAUUAGCGCACGCUUGAGACGCGGCGUGGUGUUUGUAGCUCCGGCUGGCCAUCCGGUUGCAGUUAUUGCUUCCCAGAAUAAUAACCUGCAGGUCCUCUGCUUCGAGGUCAACGCCCAUGGCAACUCUAGGUUCCCUCUCGCAGGGAAAGGGAACAUUGUGAAUGAGUUUGAGAGGGAGGCGAAAGAGCUGGCCUUUAACUUGCCAUCGAGAGAGGUGGAAAGGAUCUUCAAGAACCAAGACCAGGCGUUCUUCUUCCCAGGACCAAACAAACAGCAAGAGGAAGGUGGUCGUGGCGGUCGUGCUUUUGAGUGAAGAGGUUUUUUUUUUUUAAUCGAUGGAUCGGAGGUGUUUGAUGGAAGGCUAGUUUUUAGUAGAUAGCGGGGUACGUAUAUGUAUGAUAUGUAUGUAUAUGUGCGUGUGCGAUAUGUAUAUAUAUGCUGGAGCCUGGAGUACCAACCUUAAAUAAAAGAGACUUCCUCUUUAAUAAAACACAACAGGUUUUAUGUUC
Messenger RNA from Corylus avellana, 1656 nucleotides. The record is from RefSeq and is a predicted model, not a curated record. NCBI's taxonomy places the organism in Eukaryota, Viridiplantae, Streptophyta, Magnoliopsida, Fagales, Betulaceae.